Messenger RNA from Linum trigynum, 276 nucleotides. Lineage: Eukaryota; Viridiplantae; Streptophyta; Magnoliopsida; Malpighiales; Linaceae. The record is from the annotation of a GenBank genome assembly.
AUGAAAGCGAACGAGAUUGCCGGUUGCUCGGAUUGCGCUGAGGCUAGGUCGUCGCCUGUGAGAGAUGAGCUAGGGUUUGUGAUUGGAGAAAAAUUCAGAAUGGGAGGGGAAUCAAAAUUUAGAGGGAUCAACAUUCAGCUGAAAUCCUCCUUUGGCCAAAACGGCGUCGCUCCACGCCUAAACCCGAUGCUUGGGUCCGGGCUAAUCUUCAAUUGGGCAGCAGCCACUCGUUUGCGGUAUCAGGUCUUGGUCGAACUGUUCGGAUCGUCCAGUUGA